Messenger RNA from Perognathus longimembris pacificus (Pacific pocket mouse), 3379 nucleotides. RefSeq names its product sorting nexin 9 (gene Snx9). Gene Ontology annotation, cellular component: plasma membrane; cytoplasmic vesicle. The record is from RefSeq and is a predicted model, not a curated record. Gene Ontology annotation, biological process: plasma membrane tubulation; cleavage furrow formation; mitotic cell cycle. The transcript is spliced from 18 exons. NCBI's taxonomy places the organism in Eukaryota, Metazoa, Chordata, Mammalia, Rodentia, Heteromyidae. Gene Ontology annotation, molecular function: phosphatidylinositol binding; protein binding. Bases 224 to 2005 code for a protein of 593 amino acids.
GAGGCCCGGCCGGCGGGGGCGGGGGCGGGGGCCGCGCAGCCGGGACUUUGAGGAACUGCAGGGCAGGCGGCGGCCGAGUCGCCCGGCGCCCAGCGGCCGGGCCUGAGCGCUGAGGGCCGAGGCGCCGCCACCGCCCGCCGCCGUCGCCGUCCGCCGGGACCGGGCGGGACCAGCCGCCGCGCGGGAGAGCAGCCGGCCGUCCCGGGCCGCCCGCCCGCCCGCCAUGGCCACCAAGGCUCGGGUUAUGUAUGAUUUUUCUGCCGAACCUGGAAAUAAUGAACUGACAGUUAGUGAAGGAGAGAUCAUCACCAUUACGAACCCGGAUAUUGGUGGAGGAUGGCUGGAAGGAAGAAACAGCAAAGGAGAACAAGGACUUGUUCCCACAGACUAUGUGGAAAUUUUACCCAGUGAUGGAAAAGACCAGUUUUCGUGUGGGAAUUCUGUGGCUGACCAAGCCUUUCUUGAUUCCCUCUCCGCGAGUACAGCAGCACAAGCCAGCUCAUCUGCAGCCAGCAAUGCUAACCAGGUUGGUAGUGGUAAUGACCCCUGGUCAGCCUGGAGCACCCCUAAAUCUGGGAACUGGGACAGCUCAGAUGGCUGGGGGGCCAAGCCAGAGGCGACGGGUGCUCAGAGAAACACUUCCAACAACUGGGACGCCGCCUUCGGCCACCCUCAGGCCUACCAGGGACCAGCCACUGGCGAUGACGAUGACUGGGACGAAGACUGGGACGAGCCCAAGUCCUCUUACUUCAAGGAUUCAGAAGCAGCUGAUGCCGGCGGGGCCCAGCGAGGAAGCGCGCGGCCGGGCUCCUCAUCCAUGAAGCUGCCACUUAACAAGUUUCCUGGAUUUGCAAAACCUGGAAUGGAACAAUAUUUGUUGGCCAAGCAACUAGCAAAACCCAAAGAGAAAAUUCCCAUCAUUGUUGGAGAUUAUGGCCCCAUGUGGGUUUACCCUACCUCUACCUUCGACUGUGUGGUAGCAGAUCCUAGGAAAGGCUCCAAGAUGUAUGGUCUGAAGAGCUACAUUGAGUAUCAGCUGACCCCCACUAACACUAAUCGAUCUGUAAACCACAGGUACAAGCACUUUGACUGGUUGUAUGAACGUCUCCUAGUUAAGUUUGGAUCAGCCAUUCCGAUUCCUUCUCUUCCAGAUAAGCAGGUCACAGGUCGCUUUGAAGAAGAGUUUAUCAAAAUGCGCAUGGAGCGGCUUCAGGCCUGGAUGACAAGGAUGUGCCGUCACCCGGUGAUCUCAGAAAGCGAGCUCUUCCAGCAGUUCCUGAGCUUCCGCGACGAGAAGGAAUGGAAAACCGGAAAGAGGAAGGCGGAAAAAGAUGAGCUGGUGGGAGUUAUGAUAUUUUCCACGAUGGAACCUGAGGCCCCUGACUUGGACCUGAUAGAAAUAGAACAGAAGUGCGACGCGGUGGGGAAGUUCACCAAGGCCAUGGAUGACGGCGUGAAGGAGCUGCUCACCGUGGGCCAGGAGCACUGGAAGCGCUGCACCGGGCCACUACCCAAGGAAUACCAGAAGAUAGGAAAGGCCUUGCAGGGCUUAGCCACGGUGUUUAGUUCUAGUGGUUACCAAGGUGAGACAGACCUCAAUGAUGCAAUCACAGAAGCAGGAAAGACCUACGAGGAGAUCGCCAGUCUUGUGGCAGAGCAGCCAAAGAAGGACCUUCACUUCCUGAUGGAGUGCAACCACGAGUACAAAGGCUUUCUCGGCUGCUUCCCAGAUAUCAUUGGUGCUCACAAGGGAGCCAUAGAAAAGGUGAAGGAAAGUGACAAGCUAGUUGCAACAAGCAAAAUCACUCCACAGGACAAGCAGACUAUGGUGAAGCGAGUGGGCAUCAUGUCUUACGCUUUGCAAGCUGAGAUGAAUCACUUCCACAGUAACCGGAUCUAUGACUACAACAGUGUGAUCCGCCUCUACCUGGAGCAGCAGGUGCAGUUCUAUGAAACGAUCGCAGAGAAGCUGAGGCAGGCCCUCGGCCGCUUCCCCGUCCUGUAGAGCGAACGGAACAUGAAGAAACGCCGAAGUGCUUCUUUCUGACUUGGGCAGUCACCAGAGUCGUCUUAGUUUCCUCCCUCAUAAAAAAAAAGAGAAAACCCGAAAGAAACAAACAGAAAGAAAACCAAAAACAAGAGAGAGUUUUCCACAGUGUUUUCUGUUAGUGAAUUGCCUGCACACGCAGCACGCCGCCGCGGACGGGCAUCGUGUGAUUUGCACCCGUGGAAACCGUCUCGAUCUUUGCACGGCCUUACUCGGGUUUGUCAGGAUUUGGGAUGGAGCGUAGGGGACGGUGCCCUCCACAGACAGUCUCCAUAGAAUCCAAGUUUACGUUACAGUGAUCUUACAGUUGUCACCCAAUGUCAGAUAAUUAAUCACUAAUUGCUUUCUUAAAAUUAUAAACUAUGCCAGAAUAAAAAGAUAUAUGUUUGUAUAUUUUUAUAACUUUUGGUCCUUUGGGUUCCUGGCUGCUCAGGACAGCCUGCCCCUCCCCCGCCCCCAUGACACAGCUGUCACUCAAGUGCUCUAUCUCAGGAGGGGGAACACGGGCCCCCCAGGCUCCCUGCAUCCCUGAGAUGCGUGGCAGGGCCCCGUGCCUGUCCGCCCUCGCCUGCCUGCGGGGUCGCGGAGCCGCGCUGCUCCCCCGGAGAUCCACGGGGUCCUCCCGCGAGGCAGGUUUCCUACUAGAAAGAGGAAGUUAGGAACUUCCCGACCGCUUCCCCGGCUCGUGCGCCCCCGCAGUGCCCGAGAGCCGCAGGAGGAACGGCUGCCUAGAGCCUCCGGCCUCGUGCCUCACCUCAGCGCCUGCCCAGCAGCCGCGAGGCGGCGUGCUGCUCAGGGCCCGGUGGUAGAGAGCCGUGGUGAAAACCAGGGUGCCCUUGCUCCCCAAGUGAGGGCGUUUAGGACUGCACGGAGUAGUGCCUGCACAAGCCGCAGUGGCGUGAAGAGCGACGCAGUGCUUAUCCCGACGGUCAGAGGGGGUGUCCUGACCCGGUACACCGCUGAUCUGCCCACCCACCGCCUCCGCCUGCAGGCCAGCCCCGCCCGCCACCACUGCCUUACCACCCGACCUGCUGAUCCUAGUCCAGAGGACGCCACGUCUGGGCCCACGUAAAGAAGUGAAACCAAAAACUAGGUAGAUGAGGAACUCAGCGAACAUGAACGUGAGAACUUGCUGUUCUUCAGUAGCACGGGUUUUGUUCAUGUUUUAUAAGUAGUUUUCCCCACUUGAUCUUUCUUUUAUAAAAUCCCAUAGAACAAUGUUUAUGACACAGCCAUUUAAUAUAUGUACAAAUUGUAAAGAAUAUGUAUAUUUUACACAAAUGUAAAAGCAUGUAGAAGCCAACAUAUAAAUAAAUUGUUUAAAAAACUGUA